AUGGGGCUGAAUAACGACAACCGCGCAACUUACUGCUGCGGCUAUCAAAGCGAAAAUAAUAACGCUACUAGAUGCUCCAAUGGAGAUGCGCCCUUUGUAUUGGAUGAUGGAGAUAUGAUAUUCGGUCGGGCCGCGCUGGUUAAUGUUACCGCCAGUGGGUUCGACCCGUCCACAACAAAAACCACCAAUACUACGGGGGGAAACGAAGGAAACGGAGAAACCCCUUCACGUAAUAGCACUGCAGUAAUUGGCGUCGGCGUCGGCGUCGGCGUUCCACUGGGCGUUUUGGUGCUGUGUGGUGUGGCCUGGGCCCUCACUGAGCGACGACGAAGUAGGCGACGCCAACCGACCAUGACUGGGGCUGAGCAAGCGACUGAACAGGCUUAUCGACCUCCGCAACGAAAGUCUGGCCCGACAGAAUUGUAUCAGCCGACGAAGACGAACUCGGAUACUUUGAUUCAUGGGUCCCCUCUCGUGGAGAUUAUGGGGUCUGAAGCGCGACGGGAUUGA
Messenger RNA from Penicillium antarcticum, 510 nucleotides. RefSeq lists its product as uncharacterized. The transcript has a single exon. Lineage: Eukaryota; Fungi; Ascomycota; Eurotiomycetes; Eurotiales; Aspergillaceae. The record is from RefSeq and is a predicted model, not a curated record. Bases 1 to 510 code for a protein of 169 amino acids.